This is a messenger RNA of Naegleria gruberi, 762 nucleotides long. RefSeq lists its product as uncharacterized. Bases 1 to 762 code for a protein of 253 amino acids. NCBI's taxonomy places the organism in Eukaryota, Heterolobosea, Eutetramitea, Acrasida, Naegleriidae. The record is from RefSeq and is a predicted model, not a curated record. The transcript has 2 exons.
AUGGUACACAUAGCCCGUACUAUUACCAUAGCUGUUGACUUUGGUACUUCUCGCUCUGGUUUCGCCUACAUUAACCAUGGUGAAGAUGUGAAAUCUGACAUUAAAACCUACAAGAAUUGGGACGGAGCAGCUGUUCCAUACGAUAAGAAUCUAACCCAGAUAUUAUAUAAUCCAGAUGGUGAACCAAUUAGCUUUGGUUACAAUGCCCCAAAGGAGUACAGCGAACUGAUCUACCACCCUUCAUGUGACAUUUCUCAAUAUACCUUGUUCAAGUAUUUCAAGAUGCAAUUACAAAAGAAAACUAAUCCAGAUGGUAUUUUAAGAAAUGAAGUAACUGGUAGGGAAUUUGAUCUUGUCGAAGUUAUUGCUGAUUACUUGGUUUAUAUUCGAAAGAUUAUUGAAAAAAUUACAGGUAUCGAUUUGACUAUUCACAAGGAGAAUGUUCCUGAUUUGAAAAAGAAGCUAAAAGAACACGAAACAGGAAUACAGGAACUAAAGGAACAACACAAAACACAAUUAGAGGAGCAAAUGGAUCAAUAUGAAACACAAUUAGAGGAGCAAUUAAAUCAAUACCAAGAACAAUUAGAAGAGGAAAGAGCUUACAAAACAAAAUUAGAGGAGCAAAUUGAAAGUAUGGGCAAAAAUAUUCAAUCAUUGUCGUCUAAACUAGCUAAUUAUGAAUUUGAUAGUUUGGUAAAGCCAAACAAAAGAUGUUCCUGUGAUUGUUCAAUAUGUAAGGGAUGUCAAAAACCUGUUUUUUAA